Messenger RNA from Oncorhynchus tshawytscha (Chinook salmon), 3196 nucleotides. It is a transcript of the gene mmp30, whose product is annotated as matrix metallopeptidase 30. Gene Ontology annotation, molecular function: metalloendopeptidase activity; zinc ion binding. Bases 133 to 1608 code for a protein of 491 amino acids. Gene Ontology annotation, biological process: extracellular matrix organization; collagen catabolic process; proteolysis. The record is from RefSeq and is a predicted model, not a curated record. Gene Ontology annotation, cellular component: extracellular matrix. NCBI's taxonomy places the organism in Eukaryota, Metazoa, Chordata, Actinopteri, Salmoniformes, Salmonidae. The transcript has 10 exons.
UUUGGGAAAUGAGAAACAAUCUAUCAUCACACCCAUUCUAAUGUGUGGUGUCUUGGAUCUGGGCUAUAUAAGGAGAGGUGCAGAGGGCUUAGGGCAGUCAGACUUUCUCCUCUGCAGUAGAAGGUUACAUUCAUGGGAAGAUCAGUGUUUACCGUGUUACAGACAGUGGCUGCUUUUGCUAUUUGUAUAGCAGCCCCUACUACAAGUCCAGAUGUCACUCUGUCUUCAGAUGACCUACAGGCCAGAGCUAAGGCCUAUCUAUCCCAGUUUUACUCGGUUGCUGGAUCCACCAACUCCAUCAUGUCCAGGCGAGUGAUGAUGGACACCCCAGUGAACUCAUUUGAGAGAGACCUGAGGAGCAUGCAGGACUUCUUUGGGCUGGAGGUAACAGGCAGGCUGGACCCGAACACCCUGGAGGUGAUGGCCAAGCCCCGAUGUGGGGUCACAGACGUGGCCCGCUACGGACAUUUCCAGGGCAAGCCCCGCUGGAAGCAGAGCAUCGUCACUUACAGAAUUACUGAGUACACGCAUGACCUGAGUCGACGUGAGGUAGACUCCACCAUCGCCCAGGCCUUCAAGCUCUACAGCGACAUCAUCCCACUGGACUUCAAGCAGAUCUACAGUGACACCGCUGACAUCAUGAUCCUGUUUGGAGCCAAAUACCACGGUGACUUCUACCCCUUCGAUGGGCCGAAUGGUGUCUUGGCCCAUGCAAACUCUCCAGGAGAAGGCGAAGGUGGUGACACACACUUUGAUGAAGAUGAGUCUUGGACUCUGAGCCAGAGAGGGAUAAACCUGCUUCUGGUGGCGGCCCAUGAGUUUGGCCAUGCUCUUGGAUUGGCCCACUCACGAGACAGCUCAGCUCUGAUGUACCCCACAUAUCACUUUGUGAACACAAAAGGAUACAGGCUACCUGCAGACGACAGGCGGGGAGUACAGGCCUUGUACGGUGUCCGGACAACACCAGGUCAGCCGGAACCAACAAGACCCAAGCCUAAACCAAAGCCCAAACCAGAACCUAGACCAAACCCUCCAGAAAGAUGCAACAGGAACCUUGUCUUUGAUGCUGCCAGUACCAUUCGGAAUGAGCUGUACUUCUUCAAAGAUGGGUAUUACUGGAAGAAGAGUGGCUAUUGGAAUGGAGUAAUGACGAAGACAGUGAAGGGAACCUGGCCUAGCAUUAGCCAUGUUGAUGCUGCAUAUGAAUACAAGGGUCGAGACAUCACCUUACUAUUUGAAGGAAGAAGGUACUGGGGCACCAGAGGCCUUGCUGUCCUAUCAGGUUAUCCCAAAUCCAUAUACAACUUUGGCUUCCCCUCAUACGUAACCAAGAUAGACUCUGCAGUUCAUGUGGCAUCCACAGGGAAAACCCUAUUCUUUGUGGGAAACAAAUACUGGAGCUUCAAUGAAAGGAUGAGCACAAUGGACCGUGGCUACCCCAGGAGCAUCUCCCAGGAUUUCCAUGGUAUUGGCAGGAAAGUUGAUGCUGCUUUUGAAAACCAUGGUUACCUGUACUUUUCAGAUGGCCCCAGGCAAACCGAAUACCACUAUCCAUCAAAGAAGGUGAACCGUGUCUUGUUGAACUAUGGAUGGCUGGACUGCUACUAAAAAGAGAAUCAUUCAUCAUUUUCAGCUGUACAAAGUAUUUAUGUUGUCAUCAAGAGCUGUGACUACACCCAAUUAGCAAUAUAGUAUUUUUCUAGAUAUAUGCACUUUCAAAGAUGACUUUACUGAUACCAGUUUUUGAACAAGUGCUCAAUUUCAUCAGAGAACAUUAUCAGGAUGAGACCCAGAUGCAGAAACAGGAGGCAGAUGGUUGAAGUCUUAUAAUGUUUAAUAAUCUAAAAGGUGUAGGCAAGAGAAUGGUCAUGGACAGGCAAAAGGUCAAAACCAGGAGUCCAGGAGGUACAGAGUGGCAGAAAGGCUCAUGGCCAAGGCAGGCAGAAUGGUCCGGUAGGCGGAUACAGAGUCUAGAACAGGCAAGGGUCAAAACCAGGAGGACUAGAAAAAAGAGAAUCACAAAGGCAGGCGUACAGUGAAAAAAACACGGGUUUUCUUGGAACAUAGAAGACGAACUGACACAGAAAACACAGGGAUAAAUACAUUGUGGAAAACAAGAGACACCUGGAGGGGGUGGAGACAAUAACGAGAACAGGUGAAACUGAUCAGGGUGUGACAACAUGUCUGAAUUUAUUGAAAUAUGUUGAAAAUAUCUUUCUACAACUUGGGAGUGCAUGGAGUUUAUUGAGGAAUAUGUGACAGACACAGUCUAUUUCAUAUAUUCAUAGUGCAUUUGCUAUGAACAAUUGUUAUUGGAAAUUAUGGGAAAUUACUAUCCUUCUUUGCGGAGGAUUUGAAUGGGUGAGGGAAGCCUAGAUCUAGAACAUUUCACAUUAAUUUAAACUAUGUGACUACGUCAUUAAAACUAUCAUGUAUUUUUUUACUGAAAGAUACUGUUGUAAACAGGCCUUCAGGCAGGGAAUCUACAACAGUUUGUAAAAUGGUGGACGCAUUCAAACUAGAAUUUCUGUCUAUGGCGCUUCCUCACUCUCCAACCCAUGGAAAUAUAAUACAUGUGCUUGACUUGUGGAGCAAACUGACAUGAAUAGAACAUUUAGCAACUCUUUAUUGCUUCUUUAUUGUUGUUAAACCAACAAGUUUAGUCCAACUGGCCUUUGGCCUUCCUAAGGGUCUUUACUGACUGACCUAUGAAAGAUAAUUUUAUAUGUUUUCAAAAUGGGACCAAUCACAAUAUUGACAAUCUAUCGGUCAGUUCAAAAACCCAUUGCCCAGAUUUUUGAUCCUUCAUGUCUGUUGUAAACCCUGAUGGGGGCCCAAAGGUGUUGAUAGCCUAACAAUGAAGAAAACAAUUUUAUCUAGGCCCUACUUCCACUGUCUUCGAGUUGCUGAAUUUUCUUCACUGCUGUCUAUAGUUGGGAAGAACUUUUGAUAGCUUUUGAUAAACAUUCGGAUGAGGAUUGUAACUCUUUGAGCGGAGUGGCAGAUUCAAGAUCAUCUCUCUCGGGGGCCAAGGAGCUGUGACUUGUCUAUAACUCUGCACGGAUCAUACAGGGCACCUUUUUUUAUCCGCACCUGGUUAGCUAAAAAAAAUACAAAUUAUAAUAUUUUUUGUUGUUGCCUGUUUUGCAUGUUAUUUUGGCAUUAAUACGUGUGUCACACAUCAGUUUGCAAACAA